AUGUCGUAUAAAGAAAGAUGCAUAUCAGCCCUUGAAGAGCGUGCUAAACCAAGCAAAAAUGAUAUACGAUACGCACGAUAUGUUAACUCGGUAAAUUGUUUCCUCAGUAAGUUUGGAAGAGAAAGGGUGCACCUUGUUGGUAGCACAGGCGAGCUCUCCAAACUUGCGUACCCCAAAGAUGAUGGUGAUGCAGAUUUCUUACUCGUAUCUGGGAAACUGGAGAUUCCUGUUGAAAACCUAGUUCAAAAUGAAUACGCACCGUGUUACGUGUGGAUAACAGCAGAUUCGUUGCAUAACCAUGGAUGUGAGAUUAUUCAAGGUAAAUACCUUUCAACUAAAGAUUUACGCAGUGUAGGACCAGAGCUGUUUACUAUACUUAGGGCGGUUUAUUUACCUGUUACUGCUCAAAUGGAUAAACUGCCCGAAGCUGGAGAAAACUUAACAAUGCUGACAGUAUCUUCAAAAGUUGGAUUACAAAUAACGAAAUAUAGAGAAUUUAAGUUGGACGAAGGUGUAGAAGAUAUCAGACAAAAAUUACCUAACACAGGCGCGGAAAGAAGUAAAAGUGUUUGGUCUAAGGGUUUGAAGAAUGUAGAAAUUCAUGACCAUGAAAAGAAAAUUUAUAGAAGACUAUAUGAAAUAGGGAAACUGGCUGAAAGGAAAAAAGAUAAUGGAGGGAUAACCUUUUUUGCUCAGAUAAUCGGAGAGAUUCUUAAGCAAGAUAAAAUCUUUUAUCAACGACCGCACAAUGAUAGCAGUCAUUGUUCAAACAGCAACGAUGAAGACGAGAAUGUCCUAUAUGAAUUGAAAAAAUUCAAAAAUAAUUUGGAAUGUGUCGACACAGCGGCAUUUAGAGCAACUUUUACGGAGACAAGUCAUAAAGACUUUGUGCCUGUUCUAAAGAUAAAAGGGACGCUUAGAUGUAUGGAGAAAUGGAAAACUCGGGUAGAAAAAUUAAAUUGGCCCCCGGAGAGGGUUGACAGAAUUUUCAAUGCAAACGUUUUCGUCGCAGCAAGAAUGUCACCGGUAAAUCCAAAUCCAGAAAAGGAUUUUUGUUUGUCAUUUAAUUUGCCAGAGAAAGAGAUGAUGUUGUCAAUUUCUCCAGUGCAGAAGAAAGUAUUUUUGAUCAUGAAAGCUUUCUUAAAGGGUAUAAUUGAAAAGCGUCAUGCUGAAAUUAGAAAAGAGCUGACAUUGAAAACUUAUCACAUAAAACAUUUGAUGUUUUGGGUGUAUGAAGAAAAAGUGGAAGAAAUGGAAUCAGUUUCUUAUCUUCUGAAAAAAGCUUUGGAUUCUCUUACAGAUGCACUUCGGAGUAAGAAACUAAGUCAUUACUUUGUAGAAAGUAACAAUAUGUUUGUUGACUUUGAAGACACUGAUUACGAAAUCUUACUGACAUGCGUUGAUGAAGUUAAAUCAAGUCCUAUGAAAAGUUUAGAAUUUUAUAUAGGUUUGAAUGAAAGGAGUGCACAAGAAGUCUUGCUGACAGAAGACGAGAUUUCUUGCAUUUUAGAAAUGUCUGCUGACGGAGGGAGAAAUGAAUAUCUCCAAAGGACGAAAGAAGCCAUGAUAGACUUUCAGAGAGGUGUCAAUGAAAAUAGAAAUGCAAAUGGAUGUUCUCCGCUGAUAGAAGCCAUAGUGGACACAGUUAAACUUUGUCUACAAGAUGAAGGGAGUGAUAACCUUCAAAUUAUUAAAUUAGUGCAUGCUGUUCUGACAAACGGUCAGACAGAUAUAGCACAAAUAGAUAAGAACAUGGCAGACAAAAAUAUAGAGGAUGUCGUGAUGCUCAUUGUUGGACUUAGUAUUAUGGAUCAUAAAUUGCGGAGCUAUGUGAAUCAUUUCGGUGGAAAGGACGGGAUAAGGCAUAUUUUACGGGGUGCUUUUUGUGGUAAAGGUUUAGACCUUGAUAUUGAUCUUAGGGAACAAAUUGUUGACUCGCUUCGUCGAUAUCUUUCGUGUUCAGAUAUUGAAGAAGAUUCAUUGUUUUCAGAGUUGAAAUAUAAAAUGUUUGGCUAUGUUACUUUUAGAAAAGAGUUUUCCGACACGAAAGGAUUAAGAGAUGUAUAAACUUUUGAUAUAUAAAAAUACUUUUAUUCUACAACGUAUCAAGGUCUUGGACGUUGUCAGAAAAUGUUCUCUUUGGUUAUAAAUAUUUCAAUUUGUAAUAUACAUGUCCAUAAUUUAUCAGACACAUUAGGGGUUCACCAGUUAUUUCGACUUCUUUUUGUUUGUUUGUUUAAUAUAUUGCUUUUCAAAGGAAACCGUUUUUCAGAUUUUCCUUCUUCUCUAGGACUACAUUUAUCCUUUGUGAACUUUUUAUUUCAAUAUUUCGACAAUAUCUUUAUUAUUUACCAAUAAAAGAAUUAUAUAAUUCUCUCAAAUAACUUUUCAAAUUUUUCAUUGUUCAAAUUUCAUUUUUAAACUUUCAGUUAGUUUUUUUCAAUUUAAGUAAUCAGUUGCAUUAAAAGAACAAAAAAUAUAUAUAAUAUAAAACUUUGACUUUCUGGGAAAGGCUUUUUCGGAUGUCGUCCAGAUACAUUUGCACUAUACAUGUAAUUCUCAUUUUUUGAAAAUUUAUUUUUGGUUUAUUCAUGUAACCUUAUUUAUGUGUGUACAUAUUUUUCUACAUUUAAUGCAUGUAUCAAAUCCGACCGGCACAAAAAUUGUAUCACACCUGAGUGUACACAUUGCACUACCAUGUAACACUAUGAUAUCACACCAUUAUAUUACACUAUCAUACAACACUACCUAAUAUAUUAAAAAUAUCUGGAAAACAGUGAUCUGUCGGAAGCAUUAAAAACAGCAAAAUUGACUCGGGUUGAUCGAGUCUGUACAUGAGGGAUAAUGAAAAAGUGCAACAUCCCUCACGCCCCUAGCAAUCGCUUGAGCGAUACUCAAUUCUCAAGACUUAAUAGUGCUGGACAAAAUGAUCCCGAAAGAUCAGAAAAAUAUAACAACACUGAAUUAUAAUACACAUCAUAUACUCAUGUCAAACCAUCUUAUAAAUAUAUCAUAUAAAACUACCAUAAUUAUAACAAGCUCAUAUAAACUACCAUACAAAGCUAUUUUGUCACACCAUCAUAUAGAGAAUAACACGCCACUGUCUUUUGAUAUCAAUUUUAUCAGGCUGAUAAAGGCUGAAAGGGACGAUCUUUUUGGGUAUCCCUAAAUAAUCUAUAAACAAUAGAAAUAUUGACCUUUUAUUUGAAAAUUAACUGGCUCUGAUGAUAUUCGGAAAAACACACAACAACAUUUAGAUGAGGACUGACAUAACAAUGAAUUAUGUUACUUAUCAACUCUUUACAACACCUUAAUAAAAUGUGGUGAAAAAAAGGAUUACUUUUUUAAUUUUCAUAUCAUUUAUCUUCAUAUUUGUUUUUAUUUUAUAUAUCUAUUGAUUUGUUGUUCAUUAUUGCAUAAAAAUUACAUACAGAAACUUAUUAAGAGGACUUUAAUAUUGUUUACGUUGUAUUAAUUUAUAACUUAUGUUAACGGGAGACAAUCAAUAUAACAUAGAAACCAUUCAGAUGUUUGCUCCCUUUCGAAAUACAAAAAGGCAAUAACGAUGUAUUUCACUUUGCGCAAAUAAAGACACUUUGAACUUUU
Messenger RNA from Ruditapes philippinarum (Manila clam), 3606 nucleotides. RefSeq lists its product as uncharacterized. The transcript has a single exon. Lineage: Eukaryota; Metazoa; Mollusca; Bivalvia; Venerida; Veneridae. The coding region runs from base 1 to 2067 and encodes 688 amino acids. The record is from RefSeq and is a predicted model, not a curated record.